UAUAUAGAUUUAUUUAGUAUUACAAAAUUACAAAUAGAAUUCAUUACUGUAGUAAAUAUUUAACUUGCUAAGAUCAGAAACAUAGUGUUAAGUUUUGCUUGUGUAUGAAAAAAAUACGACUUUUAUCUACUGACAAUCUUUUACAAUGGAGCAAAAUACAGAUGACUAUUGUGAUAUUACUUCACAAUUAGAUGCAAGGGAAAUAUUGAGGUAUUUAAAUAACUUAGGGAUACGUAAUAUUAAUGGAGAAGUUCUAAAAUAUUUCAUAACUGAUCUCAAAAAGCUCAUAAAAUAUGAUCUUCAACACACAAGUGAAGAUCAUAGUGAAAAAACACACAGAACUGAAAGUGUUGGCGUAGAGAGGUUGCACAGUGCAAGUACAUUUUCAUCUAGAACUAGAUCCAAAGCUCCCUUUGCAAGUUGCCCUAAAGAGUGUCAAAGACCAAGGAGAGUAACAAACUUGCGUAACAUACAUUCCGCACCUAAUAUUGGUCAACAAUUAGAAGAAAUCAAAACUUCCAGAAGAUCAUGUUCAUGUGUAAGAAUUGAAAAAAAGAUUGAAAUACCUAAAGGAAUACCUAAAACAACUGUUAGUAGUAAUUUGAUUAAAGUUCCCAAGCAGCAAAUAAAAAAAAAAAGUGAUCCUGUUUCACUAUAUCAUUAUUACAUGUCACUAUGGGAAAAGUACAAACCAAAUGUGCCAGGAGAAAAUAACUGGGCUGAUCUAAGAUGGAACAUCCGUCAGAAAAUGGUGGGAAAUUCUCCAUCACAAACUUCAAACAAAGUACAAGAGAAACAAGACACAUUUAAAAAGAAAAAAAACCCCAUGUGAUAUUCAAUAUAAUGAUAAUAGCAUAAAAUGAUGUUCCUAUAAAAUCAAUAACUAAUUAUAUUUUUAUAAUUCUGGAAAAUGUUAAUAAAAGAUGAUGAGAUCU
Messenger RNA from Vanessa tameamea, 935 nucleotides. RefSeq names its product Hyls1 centriolar and ciliogenesis associated (gene Hyls1). Gene Ontology annotation, cellular component: centriole; non-motile cilium. The record is from RefSeq and is a predicted model, not a curated record. The coding region runs from base 146 to 832 and encodes 228 amino acids. NCBI's taxonomy places the organism in Eukaryota, Metazoa, Arthropoda, Insecta, Lepidoptera, Nymphalidae. The transcript is spliced from 4 exons. Gene Ontology annotation, biological process: cilium assembly.